This is a messenger RNA of Coregonus clupeaformis (lake whitefish), 2783 nucleotides long. Its product is annotated as transcriptional activator protein Pur-beta. NCBI's taxonomy places the organism in Eukaryota, Metazoa, Chordata, Actinopteri, Salmoniformes, Salmonidae. The record is from RefSeq and is a predicted model, not a curated record. The transcript has a single exon. The coding region runs from base 47 to 946 and encodes 299 amino acids. Gene Ontology annotation, cellular component: nucleus. Gene Ontology annotation, biological process: regulation of transcription by RNA polymerase II. Gene Ontology annotation, molecular function: RNA polymerase II transcription regulatory region sequence-specific DNA binding; DNA-binding transcription factor activity, RNA polymerase II-specific; purine-rich negative regulatory element binding.
GAGGGAGAUACGCACAAGAGGGAGAAGCUGGCUGGUGGUGCUGAAGAUGGCGGAUGGUGACAGUGGGAGUGAGCGCGGUGGGAGCAGCGGCGGAGGGGGAGGUGGGAGCGGGUUCCAGCCCUUCCAGAGAGAGCAGGAGACGCAGGAGCUGGCGUCCAAGCGGCUGGACAUCCAGAACAAGCGCUUCUACCUGGACGUCAAGCAAAACAACAAGGGCAGGUUCAUCAAAAUCGCCGAGGUGGGGGCCGGGGGCUCCAAAAGUCGCCUGACCCUGUCCAUGUCAGUUGCGGCGGAGUUUCGCGAUUACCUGGGGGAUUUCAUAGAACACUACGCCCAACUGGGGCCUAGCAGCCCGGAGCAGAUCGCCCAGUCCUCGGUCGGAGAGGACGGCGGGCCCAGGCGAGCCCUGAAGAGCGAGUUCUUGGUCCGGGAGAACCGUAAAUACUACCUCGAUCUGAAGGAGAACCAGCGGGGGAGGUUCCUGCGGAUCCGACAGACCGUCAACCGAGGGCCCGGGUUCGGAGUAGGUGGGCCGGGAGGAGGCAUGCAGGCCGGCCAGACCAUAGCCCUUCCGGCCCAAGGCUUAAUAGAGUUUAGAGACGCCCUUGCAAAGCUUGUAGAUGAUUAUGGUGGAGACGAAGAGGAAUUGGCCUGUGGAACGGCGGUUGGGGGCUAUGGGGAGCUUCCUGAGGGCACAUCCAUCAUGGUGGACUCUAAACGGUUCUUUUUCGACGUCGGGUCCAACAAAUACGGCGUGUUCCUGCGAGUGAGCGAGGUCAAACCGAGCUACAGGAACUCUAUCACCAUCCCGUUCAAAGCGUGGGGAAAGUUCGGAGGGGCUUUCAGCCGCUAUGCCGAGGAAAUGAAAGAGAUCCAGGAGCGACAGCGGGAUAAAAUGUACGAGAGGAAAGAGGAAUCGGAGGGAGAGGAGGUGGAUGAUGACUGAGUAGUUGAAACAGCUGAUAGAAUUCAGUUCACACAGUGAGAUCUGCAAUAUUAUAUGUGGCAGAAAUGACAGAUUUAAGUGCAUGACGAAUCGAACUUUAAUACAAAAAAAUAUCGUGGCAUAAAAAGUACGUUUGAAAUGGGAACCAUUGUUGAUGUAUUAUUAAAACCUGGAGUUUGUUAAUGAAAGUUAUGGGGCGAAGAGUGGCUAAAUGAAACCUUUCUCAUGGGUUAAAGAAAUUUAUGAAAUUUAUGUUUUGUAAAAAAAAAAGAGAAAUAUCCCUAAAACCAGCAACUUGGUUUUCAUAACAGUUUCAGAAGCCAAUGAAAUCUUUAUAAUAAAUGUUUCCUUUAAAAUAUAGAUAUAUAUUUAAAAGAGUAAGGAGUUGACCCCAUUUAAUGUAGCUAUUAUUUCCAUUGCUCCUUGUAAGGAGAGAACCAGCAUCCAUUGUAUCCCUGUUCUAGGUCUCUCCUAUGUGGUCAGUGUGUGUGGUAUCCUUACAAGUUAGUGAAAGUAGUAGGAAAGAAUGUCUAGAAUAAUUGUCAUUUUUUUCUGGAGGUUUAUAUUUGGUGUUAAUUGAUGGAGGUGGGGAAAGCUAUAUAACAUGGGCUGUGCCAAAGCAGGCCCCUUAACAGACGAUUAUGAUGAUAAACGUUACGGAGAUAACUAUAUCUGCAGGCUUAUCUGAAGGCCUUGGAGACUAAAUUGGAGACUUGUGCUAACAUAGUUAGCCCACAGUAUCAUGUCAUCCUCCAAACAAAUAGGCCUAAACAUGGUAGAUGAGUGAAUGGUUGUCUAUUUUUAUUUUUUAUAAACAUGUAAAUGCCUGACAAUAUUUACUAGGUCUGUUUCCUGGGACUUAUUUUAUUUGUAAGUAACUUAUAUUAUCUUGUAAGAUUAUGUCAGAGGGGAGCAGAGCAGUGUGCCAUCUCCCACAGCAAUGUGGCCUGGUAUCAAGAGAGUGGCAGGCCUAUUAACCAAUCGGCAACCAGAAAAGACAGUCUCUUCCUGCUGCUUCCCAGUUCGGAACAGUUUGUGCAUAUAUUAUGCCAAUAUUUUGACGUUUUUGUACGUUUGGUCUUCGGCUGUUUGUGCACAAUUUUCUCUCGAAUGCAAGCCGAAGUCAGUAGCUGAAGUCUACGCCCCUUUCGACGGAUUGGUCAAAAGUAUGCACAUUUUUUCACUUGAGAAAUACUGAUGGAAAAAGAUCUCCUCUGCAAAAACAUCCAAAUGAAUGACAUAUUUCUUGAGUUAUAUUAGAACAAAUUUAGUGUGCACGAACAGCCGGAAAAAACCCUUGCCGAAGACCAAAACGAAGAAAAACGUCACACAAGUUGUCAUAAUAUAUGCGCAAACUAUUCCGAACUGUUUUGGAUGGGAAGCAUGCGGAUGCCUUUACCCACACACCAACACUGUGCCCCAGAGGAGCUACUAGAACUGUCACCCAGCCAGCCCAGAGUGUGUGGGGCAUCAAGGAUAAGGUACCAACACUGUCUCAGAGCCCAGGUAUCAGCACCGCCACACCACUGACGCCUCUGGACCGUAACAAUUGGAUGAAUGGUUUCCUUUUUAUUUAGAAAGAUAACUAUAUUGAAAGAAGAUUAUACUUCUAAGUGAGAAGAUUUAAAAAAAACCUAGCAUACAAUAUUUUUUACCUUAUCUUAAAAUACCUUGAAAAGUAUAUGAAUUAUAGAUGUGUAACGCAGGCUUAUGAAACAGCUGGGAUGCGACCGAAUUGUCCAUGUUUUUUUCUUUGUUUAUUCUCACUUUAAUUUGUUGCUUUUCUCCCAGAGAGUGAAAUAAAUAACACUUCUGUGAUUAAAAAAAUAAUAAUUAA